GAACCGUUGGGAGUUGGUUUGAAGAACGGGAGAGGGUGCCCUUUUCUUGUAUGUUCACAGAGCUAGAAAAGGACUCUUUUGAAUCAUGAAGAAAUCACGUGGCCAUAAGUCAGACCACGGAAAAGGAGGAAGAGGCGAUGAGGCAGCCAUCUUGGAGACAGAGGACCUGGACUUCAUGGGAGGGGGAGGGGGUCCUGACCCCGACACCAUCUCCCUGGCCUCAGUCACAGCCGUCACCACUAAUGUCUCCAACAAGAGAUCAAAACCAGACAUUAAGAUGGAACCUAGUGCCGGGAGACCAAUGGAUUUCCAAGUUAGUGUUACCGUCAUAGAGGCCAGGCAGCUAGUAGGGCUGAACAUGGAUCCAGUGGUCUGUGUGGAGAUUGGAGACGAUAAGAAGUACACUCAGAUGAAGGAGUCGACAAACUGCCCAUACUACAAUGAGUAUUUUGUCUUUGACUUCCACGUCCCACCUGAUGUUAUGUUUGACAAGAUCCUGAAGCUGUCGGUAAUCCACUCCAAGAACCUCCUGCGUAGUGGGACUCUGGUUGGCUCUUUCAAACUGGAUGUAGGCACCGUCUACUCGCAUCCAGAACACCAGUUUUUCCACAAAUGGGCCCUUCUCUCUGACCCUGAUGACAUCACUGCCGGGUGCAAAGGUUACAUUAAAUGUGACAUCGCCGUCGUGGGGAAAGGAGACAACAUCAAGACUCCACACAAGGCCACCGAAACCGAUGAAGAUGACGUAGAAGGUAACCUCCUGUUACCUGAGGGGGUUCCCGCAGAGCGUCAGUGGGCUCGCUACUAUGUGAAGAUCUACAGAGCUGAGGGCCUUCCCAAGAUGAACACCAGCAUUAUGGCUAAUGUCAAGAAGGCUUUCAUUGGGGAGAACAAGGACCUUGUGGACCCUUAUGUACAAAUACUCUUCGCUGGCCAGAGGGGGAAAACGUCUAUCCAGAAGAGCAGCUACGAGCCAAUCUGGAACGAGCAGAUCGUCUUCACUGAGAUGUUUCCACCGCUCUGCAAACGCAUGAAGGUCCAGAUCCGAGACUCGGACAAAGUGAACGACGUGGCCCUCGGAACACACUUCAUUGACCUGAGAAAGAUCGCCAAUGAUGGAGACAAAGGCUUCCUUCCCACCCUGGGUCCGGCUUGGGUGAACAUGUAUGGCUCCACUCGUAGCUACACCAUCAUGGACGAGCACCAGGACCUGAACGAGGGUCUGGGGGAGGGGGUGUCCUUCAGAGCCCGCCUGCUGGUCAGCCUGGGUGUGGAGAUCCUGGACACCUCCUCCCCGGAUAUCAUGAGCUCCACCGAGGUGCAGGUGGAGGGGGUGCCUAACAUCUCAGAGAGCGCCACAGGGAAAGUAGAGGAGUUCUUCCUCUUCGGGGUGUUCCUGGAGGCCACCAUGAUUGACAGGAAGAUCGGGGACAAACCAAUCAGCUUCGAGGUUACGAUAGGCAACUAUGGGAGCGAAAUUGACGGCGUGACCAAACCCAAGUCGGGUAGCGGGAAGAGGAGUGGGGGAGACGGAGAUGAAGAGGAGUCAGAGCUGAUCCAAGGCUCCAGUGAUGAAGAGGAGGGAGAUGAUAAUGACCUGGUCUCCGUGUCCUCCACCCCGCCCAUGAAACCGAUCAUCACCGACAGAAACUAUUUCCACCUGCCUUACUUUGAGAGGAAGCCGUGUAUUUAUAUCAAGAGCUGGUGGCAAGACCAGAGAAGAAGACUGUACAAUGCCAACAUCAUGGACAACAUCGCAGAUAAACUGGAGGAGGGUCUGAACGAUGUUCAGGAGGUCAUUAAGACAGAGAAGGCCUAUCCGGAACGCAGACUGAGAGGGGUCCUGGAGGAUCUCGGCAACGGAUGCAGUCAAUUUCUGACUCUGGCUAACAAAGACCAGAAUCAGACUGGGAGGACCAAGCUGGACAAGGAGAGACUCAAGUCCUGCAUGAGGGAACUGGAGAGCAUAGGUCAGCAGGCUAAGACCAUCAGGACGCAGGUGAAGAAGAACACAGUGAGAGAUAAGAUCAAGCUGGUUCAGAACUUCCUCCAGAAGCUCAGGUUUCUAGCUGAUGAGCCGCAGCACAGCAUCCCGGACGUCUACAUCUGGAUGAUGAGUAACAACAAGCGUAUUGCCUACGCCCGUGUCCCCUCCAAAGACAUCCUGUACUCCGGGGUGGACGAGGAGACCGGGAAGGACUGUGGCAAAGUCAAAACCAUCUUCUUCAAGCUACCUGGUAAGAAGGGCUUUGGGGCAGCUGGCUGGACAGUGCAGGCUAAGACAGAGAUCUACCUGUGGCUGGGUCUGAACCGUCAGAGGAAGGACUUCCUGUCUGGGCUGCCCAACGGCUUCGAAGAGAACAAGAUGCUCAAAGGACCUGGCUCGCAGUCUGCUCCCCCCAUCAGCCUCACAUACACGAUGAAGCAGAUCUUCCAGCUGAGGGUCCAUAUGUACCAGGCUCGCAGCCUGUUUGCAGCAGACAGCAGCGGCCUCUCAGACCCCUUCGCCAGGGUCUUCUUCUCCACACACAGCCAGGUCACAGAGGUGCUGAAUGAGACACUGUGCCCCACCUGGGACCAGCUGAUGGUGUAUGACAACGUAGAACUGUUCGGAGAAGUCGGAGAACUGAGGGACGACCCGCCUAUCAUCGUCAUAGAAAUCUAUGACCAGGACACGGUGGGCAAAGCAGAGUUCAUGGGCAGGACCUUCGCCAAGCCUAUAACCAAAAUGGCGGAUGAACACUACGGACCUCCACGUUUCCCUCCACAACUAGAGUACUACCAGAUCUAUAGGGGGAACUGCGCCGCUGGAGAAAUGCUGGCGGCCUUCGAACUGCUGCAGAUUGGUCCUCAUGGUAAAGCUGACCUGCCGCCCAUCGACGGUCCCACAGACAUGGACCGUGGUCCCAUCCUACCUGUCCCUCUGGGCAUCAGACCAGUCCUCAGCAAGUACAGGAUCGAGGUGCUGUUCUGGGGCCUGAGGGACCUGAAGAGGGUCAACCUAGUCACGGUGGACAGGCCUCGUGUGGACAUAGAAUGUGCCGGUAAAGGAGUCCAGUCUUCCCUCAUCCAGAACUACAAGAAAAAUCCCAACUUCGGCACCCUGGUUAAGAUGUUUGAGGUGGAUCUGCCUGAGAACGAGCUGCUCCACCCUCCCCUGAACAUCAGGGUGGUGGACUGCAGAGCUUUCGGUCGUUACACCCUGGUGGGGAACCAUGCUGUCACCACCCUACGCAAGUUCAUUUACCGGGCAGCAGACAAGCACGCCAACAACUUGAACACUCAAGAGGAGAUCAUUGUCAACUAUGAGCCAGAGCCCACCAUCAAGAAGUUGGAGACCAUGGUCAAGCUGGACUCUGGGUCUGAUGCUGUGGUUAAAAUCGAGGAGGAUGAGAAAGGAGGGAAGAAGAAGAAAAGGAAGAAGGGAGGAGAUGAGGUGGAGGAGGAGGAGUUUGAUGAAAGCAUGUUGGAUUGGUGGUCCAAGUACUUUGCCUCGAUCGAAACUCUGAUGGAGAUUCUCAAGGCUCAGGAGGCAGCUAUGGUGGAUGCUGAGGAGAAAGAGGACCAGGAUAUUGCUGCUGACGGCGAGAUCAAACCUGAUGACUCUCUUGUCAAAGGAAAGAGAGGCAAGGGAAAAAAGGAGAAGAAGAGGGCUGGGCCUGGAGACAUACCAGAGAAGAAAAAGCACAACAUUGAUGAGCUACAGGUGUACCCCAAGGAGCUGGAGAAUGAGUUUGAUAACUUUGAAGACUGGCUUCACACCUUCAACCUGUUCAGAGGGAAGGCCGGAGACAACGACGACCAGAACAUGGCGGAUGAAGACAGGAUUAUUGGCAAAUUCAAAGGUUCUCUGUGCAUGUACAAAGUGCCGGUGUCAGAUGAGAUGCAGCGGGAGAUGGGCUUUGACUCCAACAUGGGCAUGUUCCAGAACAUUCCAACUAAUGACCCAAUCAACGUCCUAGUCCGGGUCUAUAUCAUCAGGGCUACUGACCUGCACCCAGCGGAUAUCAAUGGAAAAGCAGAUCCCUACAUCGCUAUCAAACUGGGCAAGUCAGAUAUCAAAGACAAAGAUAACUACAUCUCCAAACAACUCAACCCCAUCUUUGGCAAAUCCUUUGACAUCGAGGCCACAUUUCCCGUCGACUCCACACUAACAGUGUCCGUCUAUGACUGGGAUUUAGUGGGCACUGACGACCUGAUUGGGGAGACUAAACUGGAUCUGGAGAACCGUUACUACAGCAAACACAGAGCAAUAUGUGGCAUCCCUUCUAAAUAUGCCAUCCAUGGCUACAACGUGUGGCGGGACCCCCUGAAGCCGACCCAAAUCCUGGCCAAGCUGUGUAAGGAGGGUAAGCUGGACGGGCCACACUACGGCCCUGGAGGACGGGUCAAGGUGGCCAACCGGGUCUUCAUGGGCCCAACUGAGAUCGAAGAUGAAAAUGGUCUGAAGAAGCAGACGAAUGAGCACCUGGCCCUGACAGUGCUAAAGCACUGGGAGGACAUCCCCAGGGUGGGCUGUAAACUGAUUCCAGAACAUGUGGAGACCAGGCCACUCCUCAAUCCUGACAAGCCUGGGAUCGAACAGGGGAGGAUUGAGAUGUGGGUGGACAUGUUCCCCAAGGAUAUGCCUGCACCUGGACCUGCCAUUGAUAUUUCACCCAGGAGACCAAAGAAGUUUGAACUGAGGGUGAUCAUCUGGAACACAGACGAGGUCAUUCUGGAGGAUGAUGACAUCUUCACUGGAGAAAAGUCCAGUGAUAUCUUCGUGCGAGGCUGGCUGAAAGGUCAGCAGGAGGACAAGCAGGACACAGACGUCCACUACCACUCCCUGACAGGGGAGGGUCUCUUCAACUGGCGCUUCAUCUACCCCUUUGACUACUUGCAGGCCGAGGAGAAGAUCGUCAUCUCUAAGAAGGAGUCCAUGUUCGCCUGGGACGAGACUGAGUAUAAGAUCCCUGCUCGUCUCAACUUACAAGUCUGGGAUGCUGACCACUUCUCUGCAGAUGAUUUUUUAGGUGCCAUUGAGCUAGACCUGAACCGUUUCCCUCGUGGAGCGAAGACAGCCAAGCAGUGUUCCAUCAACAUGGUGCUGAAUGAAAAGGAUAUUCCCAUGGUGUCCAUCUUCAAACAGAUGAGGAUCAAGGGCUGGUGGCCCUUCCUGGCCAGAGAUGAGAACGACGAGUUUGAACUCACGGGGAAAGUGGAAGCCGAGCUGCAGCUGAUGACUGCAGAGGAGGCUGAGAAGAACCCAGUGGGGGAAGGACGCAAUGAACCUGAGCCCCUGGAGAAACCCAACCGUCCAGACACAGCCUUCCUAUGGUUCCUCAUGCCUUUCAAAGCCAUCAAAAACCUCAUCUGCAACCAGUACUUCUGGCUCACGGUCAAGUUAGUGGUGGCCCUGCUGCUGGUGCUCGUCCUGGGCCUCUUCAUCUACAGCAUGCCUGGAUACAUGGCCAAGAAACUAAUGGGUGUCUGAGGAGUGGAAAUUAUUCAACGGGAUAGUUCAAGGAUUGAACAUGUAUUUAGAUAUUUGUUGCCUUACCUUGAAAGAAGUUGACAAGGUGGGACUGCAAUACCCACUUUGGCUUUGUUUAACUUGCCACUGCAAAACAAGGUGAACUAUACCUUUAAGAGAAGACGACUCAACAACUUCUCAACUCAGUGUUAUAUUCCAGGACUUGUUUUCCCU
Molecule: messenger RNA, 5689 nt
Organism: Oncorhynchus keta (chum salmon)
Lineage: Eukaryota; Metazoa; Chordata; Actinopteri; Salmoniformes; Salmonidae
Product: otoferlin-like
Exons: 42
Coding region: 86-5476 (1796 amino acids)
Biological process (GO): plasma membrane organization; synaptic vesicle priming
Cellular component (GO): presynaptic active zone membrane; synaptic vesicle membrane
Molecular function (GO): AP-2 adaptor complex binding; calcium ion binding
Source: RefSeq, a predicted model, not a curated record